UAAAUAUUAAAAACACCGCUCUAGUAGCUUAAGCUUUUGGAGAAAAAAUAUUUGUCUCAUUUAAUUUAACAUGAUAUUAAUAGGAGGUCCUGAAUUUAAGUCCUGCCAGACUCCUUACAUAAUUAAUUUUUUUCUAUUUAAUUCAAAUCCACGCCUUGAGCUUAUCAAAAAGUUUUGAGCCUAGAAAUAAGGGGGAGCGUUGAAAAUCAAAUAUUAAAAAUGCUGCUCUCUAGUAGCUUAAGCUUUCAGAGAAAACUAUUGUUUCAUUUAAUUUAACAGUUAGGUCUCAACUACUAAAGGUAUUUUAGUAAGCUUGAAUUCAUUAAUUUACAAGUGAAGUUAAUUUUCUUCACCUAAAGCUUAUAAUGAUUUAUCUUAUUACUUUAAUAUAUAACUAUUAUAUAAACAAAGAAAUAUGUGCUCAACCUUUAAAGAAAAUCAAGUGGGCCCGACAAUUUAGCAAAAGGAGAGAAACAGAGUUUUGUCAAAGGUGUGUUUGUAGCAUAUAUUAUUCUUCUCCAUGUUGUUCGCACUAAUUGUACUUCCAGUAAUACAAUAAUAUUGUCGGCAUAAGUUCGCACUAAUUGUACUUUCAGUAAUACAAUAAUAUUGUAGGUGUAAGCAUUUUACUAUUAAAAUAAAAUGCAAAGGAAUUUUGUUUCAGAUUUUUGGAAUUGCAACUUCCUUUCAUAUUCAUUUCAUAGCUAGGGAUAUACACCUUGGAGGUUGAAGUUUGAAGUACUUUCACAUUUAUUUAUUGCCUCAACUUCAUUUCUCUCUGUGUAUCUCUAGUGCUUUUGCUUCCCUAGAUUUUUAUUGUAAACACUCAACUUAUGUCAGCUUAUUCCAAACAAACCAUGAUUAUUUUAUUAUUAUUUAUUUUCACUUUGGUUGUGACUUGUGAAUUUAUGGAUUAACAAAUGGUAGAUAUGAUAAACCUUUGCCUCUUCUGUUCUGUUUAAGUUUUUGAGGUGGUGUAAUUUUCCUUACAGUUGAUUAUGCUGUCCAUUCUUUUGUACAUGUCAUGCUACAUUUUCCAUCUGUUUUAUUUUACAAAAUUUUAUUGAAAUUUUUCUUUUUGGUAGCUAAAUUUGGUGUUAAGACAGCUUUUUUUAGCGUCUCAAAAAAAAAAAUCCUAGUUUUUAUUUCAUAACAAUUAUGAUUUCUGAUUGACUUGCUGUGCACUUACCUUCCCCUGUAUUCUGUAUUUUGACUGCUCAGACAGAUGGGUUUAGUAUAUUGAUGCAUAUUAAUUACUCAUGGUUGAUUAUAUUAUGGUUUUAUUGUUAUGUUUUCUUCUUAUAAGACAUGCCUGGGAUUCAGCUAACAUACAUAUUGCUCUUCAUCAGCAAAGAAAUAAUUAUUCAAGCACACUAAACUGUUGUCAUUUGCCUUAAAGUCAACGAAUGAACUCCGUAUAUGAUACUAAUUAACAACUAAUGUCAAUGAGAAGUGGCAUAAUAUAUUCAAUAUUUACAGAAGUUGGAACAUCUAAGUUUUCUUCCAUGUGAAGUGAAAAUUUAAAGCCCACCAGCAAUGCAAAUCUGGUCAUAAAAAAGAAAAGAAAAGAAAAAAGAAUAAGUCCUUUCUGAAAGUCCAGGAAAUUUGUGAAAAACCACCACUGCGUCUUAAGAUAUUGAUAAUCUCCAACAUCGGAUACCUAAUCAGGUAACCCACGUGUGGCUUAACAAUUGGCAUACAUAUUAUAAUAAUUAGCAGAACUUGAUGUUUAAUAGCAUAGUUUGUUAGAAUAAUUUGAUACACUAAUUAUUUGCUGAGUUUAUUAGAGGAUUUUGGUUUAUUAAUUAUUUGAAAGAAUUUUUAGUCCUCAGAAGUUGUCCUUUGGGAUAUUAUUUAGGGGUUAACAGCUUUUACAAGCCAGCCGGCGGAUCAGAGCCAAUAAGGAUGGACUUUUGAAAAACCCAGAAUCAAGGGGAAAAAAAAAUGGUAAAAGGAAUAGUCUCAGUUCAAUCCCCUCUCUUGUAUUCUUUUUUGUGGUAGUAGAUUAGAGGUUCAUGUAUUCUCAACAACCAAUGUGGAAUUGCUGAUAAAAAACUCUCUGGCUUAGUUUAUGUUAUAUCAUAUAUACAGCUAAAAGGUAAGAAAAUAUAAGGAAUCUUAUCUUAAGACCUUUACAUCAUGCAGUGAACCGGCGAAGAUAUUGCCGACAUCUUAGUUCAUCUCCUUGGUUAUUUUAUUUGUUCUUGAGUCCUUUCGGAAGAAUGGGAGAAGAAGAGGAGAAGAAGCCUAAUUGAGGCUGUGAGCAGAAGCAAUGGAACUAUGGGUAGGUGAAUAGACCCUCCCUAUGGGGAGACAAGCACCGUGAUCACCGGAUAUGCUACCCAAUUUUUUCUCAGAUCAUUGACUUCUCACUCUUUCUAUCCAAUCCUCUCUUUAAAGUUAUUCUGGGUUCACACUAAUCAUGAAUGAGAUCAUAUUCCAAUCAUUUAGCCAACAUCUAGAUACUCAGAGCCCAAUGAGUUGUAUCGCCAAUUCAAACCUGCCGUGGACUCGAAAUCUUUAAUAGUGAUGAAUAAAGAAUUCACAACUAUUGUUGAGGUGAGUGCAAGUCAAACUUGCUAACUUUUGCAACAUUGUCCAAGGAGAUGCAUAUAAAUAACCAAUGAAGAGCUUGCCUAUUGAAUUAUCAAGCUAAUACUUGACAACAACACUUCUCGAACCAAAGUUACCUCCCUCCAAUCCAAUGUCUUAUGAAAUGGAGCCUACAAAAGUGGUUUCAGAGAUCAAUUGGAGCUCAUACAGUCCGUCAAUGCAAUCUGAGUCUGAAAUAAUGGCCCAACUGCUUGCCCCAUUCCCUUUUCAGUGUGAGCCAGAUAACCCAGAUUUGGGCUUCGGAGCCCCAUCAUUCUUCUGGUCUGGUCAUGCUACCGAGUCAUACUAUUGUUCUGAGAAUUCCAACCCUAAUGUGUACUAUCUGUCUCAAGGAGAAGUUAGUCUUAGUGGUAGUACUAGUAAUAGUAGUUUCAUUCUACCCUCUUCUGUUUAUGAGAGCUGUUAUGUAAAUGGCUCGAAUGUGGCCCUCGGGAUCAAUACUUGCUCGGAACCAAUAGAUUUAAACCCUUUAUAUGGUGAAGAAUUCAUUGACCUCUCUGAACAGACGACUCAACCCAAAAGAAAGUUUCCUAGUGUUGAGGAAGAGAACUUUGUGGAUCAUGGCGAAUUUGACAGCACUGCUGUGAGUACUAAGAAGAAGGCUCGGGAUUCUGAGAAAGUUCAAAGUGCAAAGAAGGGAGAAGUGAAGAGAACUGCCAAUAGCAUUCAAAGCGGAGAUGAUGAGGCUUUGCAUGGGCAAAGCUGCAGUAGCUACGGCUCUGAUAAUGAUUCAAAUGCUUCUCAAGAGAUGAAUGGAGGUGGGAGCACAAGUUCCUGCUCUAAAGGGUCUUCUGUCCUUAACUUGAGCGGCAAAACUAGGGCUAAUCGUGGGUCGGCAACCGACCCUCAAAGCCUCUAUGCAAGGAAAAGAAGGGAAAGAAUCAAUGAGAGGCUGAGAAUAUUACAAAAUCUUGUUCCUAAUGGAACCAAAGUUGAUAUCAGCACAAUGCUCGAAGAAGCUGUCAAUUAUGUCAAGUUCUUGCAACUACAAAUUAAGCUCUUGAGCUCGGAUGAACUAUGGAUGUAUGCUCCUAUAGCUUACAAUGGGAUGAACAUUGGGAUUGAUUUAAAAAUGUCUCCAUCUCAGCAAUGAAGGUGAAAUCUGUGUACUGAAUGGAGAAAAAGGCGGCGGGAGGAGCUCCAUUGUAAAUAAGUCUUCUUACACAUCACCUUAAGGAACAACUGCUUGAAUGUAAUGGGGUUAUCAUCAAUAAGCCACUCUGGGUGGUAAUCCUUAAGAAUACAUGAUUCGGAUCAAAUUCUUUUCCUUUUACUUUUCCCAAAAAAGUUACAGUAGAGAACUGGUUGAUCACCUGUAUAGAUUUGUAUCAGAUGAAGUCCUCAAAUUUACACAUGAAAUGUGUGUAACAAGGAAAGGCAGUUUGUAAUAGGCCUCAUAUAUACUAGAUUACUGUGAUUUCCUUCUCCAGUAAAAUUUAGCAUUUUGACUCACAUGCUUUUGUUUAGCUACUUGUUUCACA
Molecule: messenger RNA, 4094 nt
Organism: Ananas comosus (pineapple)
Lineage: Eukaryota; Viridiplantae; Streptophyta; Magnoliopsida; Poales; Bromeliaceae
Product: transcription factor bHLH84-like
Exons: 8
Coding region: 2705-3706 (333 amino acids)
Biological process (GO): regulation of transcription by RNA polymerase II
Cellular component (GO): nucleus
Molecular function (GO): protein dimerization activity; DNA-binding transcription factor activity, RNA polymerase II-specific; RNA polymerase II cis-regulatory region sequence-specific DNA binding
Source: RefSeq, a predicted model, not a curated record